AUGGAGGAUCAGCGCAGGCCGAGUCAUGCCGCGGGAUAUCCAGCCUCGGCCGACACCAAGCGCGGCGGCAACGGCUGCCGCCGACACCGAGGGCGGCAGGGCACUGGCUGCCGCAAGGCGUGCCCAGCGCCGUCUCGGCCUCAGGAAAAGCCAGCGCGCACCAAGAGAAAUCCGGCCUCUGCCGACAGUAGAGCCGCCGGUCCUUCGCCGCCGCCGACGAGAAGUUCGGACGUUCCGCGGGACAUUCGGCCACAGCCGACAUGGAGGGCCGCCGGCCCUUCGCCGCCGACGAGAAGUUCGGACGCGCCGCGGGAUAUCCAGGCUCUGUCGACACCGACGGCGGCAGGGCGCCGGCUGCCGCAAGGCGGGCCUAGCGCCGUCUCGGCCUCAGGAAAAGCCAGCGCGCACCGAGGAAAUCCGGCCUCUGCCGACGGUGGAGGCCGCCGGGCCUCGCCGCCGCCGACGAGAAGUUCGGACGUUCCGCGGGAUAUUCGGCCACAACCGACUUGGAGGGCCGCCGGCCCUUCGCCGCCGUCAAGCGGGACUAGCUCGGCCGUAGUCUCGAUCGGAAGCCAGCACUCGCCGCGAGCCAUCCAGUCCCGGCCGGCCAGCAGGGCCGAGAUCCCCGCCACAACUCCGGCCGCAGCCGGGCUGCUUGUUGGCGGCAGAGAUAGCGCCUCGGCAGGUAGAUCGGCGAUAAGACGGCAGGCGAGGGAAGAGCAGAAGAGGAAACGCCAUCUUAGUAGUGGGCAGGCCGAGCGGAAACGCGCCCGGGUCGGUGAAAGGGUGCCGAGACCAAGGGAGCUGCAGGCCGAGGACCUAGCCAGCGCGCUGCGGCACCUCGACGAGGAGUUCGAGGCGGGCGAGAGGCUGGCCAACGAGCAGACGUGGUGUGCGCCGGUGCCGCGCGAGAGGCAGGUGAGGACGGUGCGGAAGUUCUACCGGGCGUUCCACGACGCUGGCACGCUGCCGAUCGCGACCUGCACGCUAUGCUACCGGAAGCGGGCCAAGGGGCUGAGGAGAUGGCGUGGGAGGGUGGGAGGGUGGUCGCGGGCGGUGUUGGGGGGGCGGUCCCCGUUCGGGUGCCAAGCCUGCUUCCCGGAGGGCAGGCCGGUGGCGGUCUGCGCAGAGUGCGCGCGAUGGGCCGGGCGUGAGGGGGCGUCGCCGGCCAUGCACCUCCAUGGGCGGCUCGGCUGCGAGCACGCGUACCCCGACGAGCUAAAGGACCUCACGCCGCUCGAGGAGAAGCUCAUCUCGCUCAACUCGUGCUACGGCUUCGUGACGAAGUAUAGCAUCCCCGGCGGCCAGAGGCAGAGCGUGAGGUACCCGAGGCACGUCAAGGGCCAUAUCACGGUGUUCCCGAACGACGUGCAGGGCCUGGCUGCCAAGGUGCUCCCGCACCCGCUGGUCCGGGUCAUGGACGAGAUCCACGUCUCGUGGCAGGGCGCUGAGAGGCCCGGGCCGCGGGACCUAUCAGGCCUGCUGUCGGAGAACAACCCGCUCUACGGCGAGGUCGAGAUCGACGCGGCGGAGAUAGCCAGCUGGGGGCGCCGCCGCACGGUGCCGCCGGUGACGGCGCAGGUGGUGCCGCCGUCGGAGCGGGCCAUGGACGACGGAGGCGCGGCCGAGAUCGAGGAAAUCCUCGCGAUGCUAAGGCAGGGCCAGGACCCCGCCGAGGGGAGCCGCGACGUCGGGCUCACGUGCGAGGACGACGACAGGGACGGCGCUAGGCCCGAAGAGGACGGGGACGUAAUCAAUGAGGUAACGUCUUCCGGCAUGUUCCCGUUAGAUGGGGCGCCAGAUGAGUAA
Molecule: messenger RNA, 1809 nt
Organism: Hirsutella rhossiliensis
Lineage: Eukaryota; Fungi; Ascomycota; Sordariomycetes; Hypocreales; Ophiocordycipitaceae
Product: Arrestin-lik
Exons: 4
Coding region: 1-1809 (602 amino acids)
Source: RefSeq, a predicted model, not a curated record